Messenger RNA from Acipenser ruthenus (sterlet), 4600 nucleotides. Its product is annotated as zinc finger protein 30-like. Gene Ontology annotation, molecular function: DNA-binding transcription factor activity; RNA polymerase II cis-regulatory region sequence-specific DNA binding. The transcript has 3 exons. Gene Ontology annotation, biological process: regulation of transcription by RNA polymerase II. The record is from RefSeq and is a predicted model, not a curated record. The coding region runs from base 1486 to 2796 and encodes 436 amino acids. Lineage: Eukaryota; Metazoa; Chordata; Actinopteri; Acipenseriformes; Acipenseridae.
CCUUACUGAAGGCUUCACUUUUCAUUUUAAUAAAGUCGUCAUUUCAGAGAAUAAUGGAGGCGUCUGUUUUAAAAUGUGCUGUAUACACGUAGGGCGAGCAAACGUAUUAAAUUAGUCAUAGUACUAAGUUAGUCCUCCUGAUCAGGAUCAUCUCACGUCCUAUUUGGCACGCUGCAAUCAGGAUGUUGUUUAGUGUGAUUUAGCGGAUGAUCCACCUGUGGUGAUUAUCUUCUGUUACCCUGCAAUCGGGAUUAACAAGUGUACUAACUUUAGUCCAAGCAAUCCGAAGAAGUACUCCCUGGAGUGCAAUGCAAUUUAUUCAACACCAGAGGGCAGCAAAACACUUUAAGGUCUCAUUUAAGUAAUACGUUUUUGCACGCAAUAGAUGGUCCAUUUCCAUUGAAGAGAACUAUGACUGUGUAUCUAUCCUCAAAUGAAGAAACCACGCAUGAGAGGAUUACAUUUAAAACACGUGGAAACUUUAAAGUAUAUUUCAAGAUAUUUGCAUGCUAAUUUGGUCCCGCAAGCAUUCAAUCCAAUGUCAGCCUGAUCAUAAACCAUAAUCUUAAUUUCUGAACGGUUAUGAAGUUGAUAUUUAGUGUACUGUACUGUAGCAUGACUGAAACAUCAAUGUGAAUUGAAUUACGGUAAGCUCCGUUGUGUUUAGCUCUCUCUCUCGCUGUAUCUCUUCAGUCGUCGCGUAAGUUAUUGCUGUUUCUUUCUUUAAACGAUCUCAAGGCUUCCAUUUCACCUCUAAACCGUUAUCAUUCAGAUAAAAAGGUACAAUACGUUAAUAAAUUAAACAAAACACAAUGAACGACACACUCGCAGAAACUUAGGGAUAGAAAACUCAUUGAGCUCGCGCAGUACAGAGCAGAGACGAAACUGGCGCCAUUUCAGAUCCAUAACAGGACAUUGCAGAGUAAAACACAACGCAGAAGGAGCCAACAUGGCGAACUCUGGGAUCCAGUUUCAUAACCUGCGACAGGGAGGCCAGCCAGUCAGUCACUCGCAUGCUGGGAGAAGGUUGUUUCUGCAGCCAACCAGGCCCCGCUUGUAAGAGUGAUGCUUUCCUUUCGUUACAGGAAAUUGAAACGUUUGCGUUUGUUUUUGCAGAGAAAGAGAUAUUCAACUGAUUUUUUUUUUUAAAUAUGUAGGUUGGCUAAAAACCAAUGAUUUAUAUAUAUAUUACCUGCAUUGAGUUGUGAAAUAAAGAGUCCAUUUGGAGCGCGUCAGCUGUAGUACACACAGAGAUGUUUAACUUGACAAUAUGAUUUUGUUACUGAUAAAACAAACGCGCUGUAAAUUCUAGCAGAGCUCUGCAAGAUUCUGAAAGACAAAAAGUUACUCCUUGCAAAUUUAAACCAGUGUGUUUUCUUUCUUUACCUCACCAGAAGAAGAACUGCUAUUUUAUGAAUGUUAAUUUUGCAGUUAAAAAAAUAAAAAUACAUUUGCUACUCGAGUCUCAAACUAAAACCAGUGAAGAUGGACGUCAGUGUCUCCGUGUCGUUCUUUCAAGACGAGCUCGCCUCUACCAUCGAGCACGCAGUGAAAGCGGCUGUAGACACCGUCUUGUGCCAAAUCACAAAAGUUGUCGGCGGCAAAUUCACUGAAUUCCGAAUGGAAAUGGCUGGAAAGGAGAAAGAGAAUGAAAGUCUGAAGCUGAGAUUGGAAAUAUCAGAGAGCGAGUUGAAAGCAGUGCGGGAAUGCAUGAACGCUGCAGAUGCAGACAUUAAACAACCUCUCAGAAACAUGAACCCCGACUGCAAUGAACAAGACUUUCAGAGGAAUGAGAACCAGGGAUUAUUUCAAGAUCCCAAAGAGAGCCAUGCUAUGCCAAAAUCUGAAGCACAGGAGGGGCCAAGGAUAGAAGCAGUUUACACACUAGAGGAGUCCUUUCACCAGGAGCUGACAUGUGUUAAAGAUGAAGAGGUCCCUCGACUGGACUGUGUUCCUAUUAAAGAGGAAUUCAUAGAACAGGAAUGUGUCCCCAUCGCAGAGGAAGUUCCUACUGAAAAUAAUGUCUGUACACUUGAGGAGAACAACAAGCUGGGAUCCAGCCUGUGUGAUGAUUGUCCACCUGAAUGUGAACUGGGAUUUAGAGCUUCUAUAGUAGAUGAAGGAGAACACGACUCCACUCCAUCACUCCACUGCAAAAACUCUUCUAGUGGCAAACUGCAGCGCAAGAAACGCAGAGAGACGAUACCUCAAGAAGAGAAUGCAGACAAAUUGAGAGUUCAAAUUCCCCUUGUACAAGACAGGCAACCACUUACUCUGGAGAGUAUAGAUACUGCACAUUCUUUCUAUAUGAACAAUUCUGAAACCUGGGGCAACUUGAACAUUUUGCCUUGUUCUACUCAAGGUGGGAAGAGUUCCCGUCAGUUAGGCUCUCUUAAAACUCACAAGCAAAAUAACACAAGAGGGACUGCAUUUCCCUGUGCUGUUUGUGGGAAGAGUUUCAGUUGUUUCUCACACCUUAAAAGACACCAGCUCAGUCACACAGGAGAGAAACCGUACGAAUGUAAUGAAUGUGAGAAGAGGUUCUCUCAAUUACCACAUCUUAAAAAUCACCUCCGAAUUCACACAGGAGAGAAGCCAUACCACUGUAAUGUUUGUGGGAAGCGCUUUACUGAAUUAGGAAGUCUUAAAAGACACAAAAGAAUUCACACAGGCGAGAUACACAAAUACACAAACAAAUUCACACAUGAGAGAAAUGCUGAAUGUUGGGAAAGAGUUCCUUUGGAGGGACACCUUAUAAACCAUAAAGUUCUCGCAAGACAAAAACCCUGUCCCUGAAGAGAUUAAUGUGAUUUUAAUAUAUACUGUAUAUAUAUAUAUAUAUAUAUAUAUAUAUAUAUAUAUAUAUAUAUAUAUAUAUACUUCAAUGGAAAGAUUCCAUGCAUUCUAAAUACGGUUGAGCUAGAGGGAUAUAAUCCCUGAUAUGUGCCCUUAGAGUCUUUGUUACCGCAUCACAAAAACAAAUCAAAUAAGAUCACUCCGUCAGAUUUUAACACAAUGUUGUUUAAAGUAAAUUUCAACCUUUUUAAUAAGAUGUCCAUUGAGGAAUGGCUGAAUCAAAACAUCCCAGAAAAUAUGAGCACCUCUGAGAUGUCUACAGUCUCUGUAAGUAACACAGAGAGAAGUACUGUCGGACAAACUGAAAAAAAACUACCAUCAGUACUACUACAAGUAGUCCUAGACAUGGGAGUGUUACCCAACAGUGACUUGAUUUAAUUCAAAUAGAAAGAACUGAAAAAAAUACCAGAAAACAGCUUGGGCAAUUAAUGUUUUUCAAUGAAUAAAAACACAAUUUUUUAGGAAAACACUUGCCAGAGAAUUUUAUGCAACCGCCAAAAAUAAAGAGGGACAACAGUCCGGUAUAUCAAGUUAUAUUUCUUUGAGAGCUGGGAUACACAGACAUUUAACAAGCUCUCUGUACUGCAAACAAAGAAAAAUAAUAAAAAACUCCAAUUUUACAUCUACAAAUAAUGUCUUUACCUCGAUAACAAAACAGCCCAGGAGAGAGUGCAAGGGUGAGAGCAUACAUCACCCAGCCAUUACUGGAUCAGAUCUGAUAAAAGGAAAGUCUUCUAAUGUUUUAAAUACGAACACUCCACAAGGCCUGCUGUAUAAAGUGUGGUUUGACAUUCAAAUACAUUUUGGGCAGAGAAAGCUCAAGAGAAUUACCUCAUAAUGCUUUCCUGAUCAAAACUGACGUCAAUGGUUUAAAGUGUGCAAGUCUCUGUUUCAAUGAAGCUACAAAAAAUCAUAACAACCCCACAGACAUCUUAAAAUCCAACUACGGAGGGAGAAUGUAUGAGUGCCCCGAUGAUCCAAACUGCCCCAUCAAGUCACUGGAGAAAUAUAUAAUGAAAUGUCAUAAGAAUCCAUCAGCUUUCUGUCUUUAUCCACGAACCGGACUAGAUCCAACCAAUGUGAGCGAUCACAGUAUCUGCUAUACUUGCAGGCCAUUAGGAAAAUACAAAAAUUAGUAUUGCUGCAGGUUUGAGCCGUCGCUGCACAAAUCAUUCAAUUAGGUCCACAAAAAUCCAGUUAUAGUCCAACUUUGGUUUGCAAAGCAUGGAAAUAAUGUUUGUGAUUGGUCAUCAAUGUGAAAGGAGCCUUAAAAAUGACUGGACCGUCAACGUAGAGUAAUGCAAAACCUGAUCACACACUCUGUCGGCAGCAGGAAACGUUCAUUCCCAUCUUCAUCGAAAACUUGAAAUAUUCAAAUCAAUAAACAAGGAAAAGACUUAUUAUUAUUAUUAUUAUUAUUAUUAUUAGUCGUAGUAGUAGUGGUAUUAUUAUUAUUAAUAAUAAUAAUAAUAAUAAUAAUAAUAAUAAUAAUAAUAAUAAUAAAUCUUUUUUCACAAUCUUUUGUUCUCUGUUUAUUCAAAUAAAAGUAUACAGUUGUACAUAUUUUAUAGAGAAGAUUGUUGUUAUGGAGGACUAUAUUUAUGGAAUGUUCAUUUUAGAGUGCUUAUGUGGAAGGAUAUGUUUAAAAAAGGAAAAUCUAAAUAAAUGUAGUUAAAAUCACUAAAAAAUUAUAGUUAAUUGUGCUGUAACAUUGAAGUAUAUGAGCAAUAAGACCCUCCACAUC